Molecule: messenger RNA, 519 nt
Organism: Ilex paraguariensis (yerba mate)
Lineage: Eukaryota; Viridiplantae; Streptophyta; Magnoliopsida; Aquifoliales; Aquifoliaceae
Source: the annotation of a GenBank genome assembly
GAUGCUGAUAUCAUGUGGUUCAGGGACCCAUUCCCACAUUUUACUUCGGAUGCAGAUUUUCAGAUUGCCUGUGACCAUUUCUCAGGUGACCCUAAUGAUGUGGAGAACAGACCCAAUGGAGGCUUUAAGUUUGUAAGGUCCAAUAACCAGUCAAUAGGGUUUUACAAGUUCUGGUACUCCUCACAAGAAACGUAUCCAGGAUUACAUGAUCAGGAUGUCCUUAAUAAUAUCAAAUUUGAUUCUUAUCUGAUAGAUAUUGGAUUGAAUAUGAGAUUCUUGGAUACUUCUUACUUUGUAAACUUCAUUGAUCUUAAAAUCAUGCUUCAAGGUUGGAAACUGUUUAUGUCUUUGCCACCAAGCUUGAAGAGAUCAUCAAUGCAAUCUUGGAGGGUUCCUCAAAACUGCAGGAAAAAUGUCUCGAUUCUCUUCGCCCAUAUGGUCCUCCAGGGAAGGUUGUUGACCAAUGAUAGGAAGAUGGGGUUAAAUAUUGCAGAUAUUAUUAGUUCUUGCCCCCUGUAG